AUGAGCAAAGAUGAGGAAUUUCUGUGGAAUGCUUACCAUAAAGUGAGCCUUACGUACAGUAUGUGUUAUUGUAACAAUUUUCAGUUAAUCAAAACAUAUAAAGCCCAUCAUCAUCGAAACGAGCAAUGCGAGGUCGAAAUUAAAGGGUUAGAGAAGAAUGUCAUCAAACAAAUUGAUGUCAAUCUCGACAGAAUAUAUGAGUUAGCCUUGCUGGAGGAGAUCUACCGGAUCCACCGGUGUUUUAGAGAUGAUAUGAAGCAAAGAGUCGAGAGUUUACAUAAAUUAUUGGAUGAGUUUGAGGCGUGCAAGAAGAAGAGGAUAAAUUUCGAAAUUUCUGAUCUUUUUCAAUGGAAUUUUGGAGAUUUUCAACAUGGUAAGAGCAAUAAUUCAUCGAUCUUGCUCUAUUUUUUAGUUACUCUUCCCUUGCAAAGUUUACAAAUAUUUUUGUGCCGAAGUAAGACCGAAACAACGCCAAAACCAACUCAAUGCAGAUUCAUACGAAUGCAGUUUUCUUCAGAACGGAAACGAAAACCAUCAGUAGACAGUCAUUCGGACAUUCCGAUCGAUUUUACACCCAAUUCUCGCCAAAAUUCCCGAUUCUUCAAACGAAAAACUCCGUCUCGACGUGAAAGUGGUCAUCACAGUGGAAUUGAACAGACUGUAAGUGGAAAAAAUAGAAAUUAAGAUUAAAAAUUACCAUUACAUCUAUGUAUUUUGUAAUGACUUUAUAAAACCAAAAAAACAAAACGCAAAAAACCACUAGGUCCCGGCGGGGGUCGAACCCGCAAUCUUCUGAUUAGAAGUCAGACGCGUUAUCCAUUACGCCACGGGACCACACUCCACCACUCGCGAAAAAACGCAAAGGAGGGAGAGGCUCGCUGACCUUGGGAGCGAUUUUUUGUGCCCGUAAGAAAAUAAACAGAGAGCCGUUUUUUGCGGCGACAAAGAAGAAAUAUUAUCCAUAAAAGCAAAAAAUUGAAAUUUUAGAUUGCCUGGCUCCAUCGACUGAAUGAGCUCGAGUCCGAGAAAUCGGUGGAAUUAUGGCAAAAAGUCCGAAGUUUGGAACGUUUAGAGCGGUUUUCCUCGGAAGAAUACUUGGAUAAAAUGGCCGCUAAGCUUCCUACUGCCUGGAAACGGGGCAAACUUGAACGGAGACGUCUUUUCCUAGAAAAACUUGACUUGAUGUCUCAGAUUUUGAACCAAAAAUGGGCCGACUCAACUAAAACUAACUAA
Molecule: messenger RNA, 1233 nt
Organism: Bursaphelenchus xylophilus (pine wood nematode)
Lineage: Eukaryota; Metazoa; Nematoda; Chromadorea; Rhabditida; Aphelenchoididae
Source: the annotation of a GenBank genome assembly